Molecule: messenger RNA, 1659 nt
Organism: Lotus japonicus
Lineage: Eukaryota; Viridiplantae; Streptophyta; Magnoliopsida; Fabales; Fabaceae
Product: cytochrome P450 71A1-like
Exons: 2
Coding region: 4-1581 (525 amino acids)
Molecular function (GO): monooxygenase activity; iron ion binding; oxidoreductase activity, acting on paired donors, with incorporation or reduction of molecular oxygen
Source: RefSeq, a predicted model, not a curated record
AAGAUGAGCAAUUUGCAAGCUUGUAUCAUGGGGUGUCUUUUUCUUCUUUCUUUAUUAUCUAUCGCCAUUCUAUUCAUCAUCCACAAAUACAGAACAUAUGGUACAAGAGCAACUCUUCCACCUGGCCCUCCAACCCUUCCUCUAAUCGGCAAUAUACACCAACUUGAUAGCUCAUCACUGCAUCGCUGUUUAUGGAAACUCUCCAAACGUUACGGACCUCUCAUGAUAUUGCACCUUGGCUCUGUGCCAUGUUUGGUGGUUUCCUCAGCAAAAAUGGCCAAAGAAGUUUUGAAAACCCAUGACCUCAAAUUUGCAAGCAGACCACCUUUCCUUGGCAUGAGGAAAUUGUCUUACAAUGGCUUGGACUUGGGUUUUGCACCUUAUGGCCCUUAUUGGAGAGAAAUGAAAAAACUCUGUGCCCUCCACCUUUUCAGCUCUCAACGCCUCCAAUCCUUUAGUAACAUCAGAGAAAAUGAAGUUUCCCAAAUGAUUCAGAAAAUAGCAAAAUAUGAUUCUUCAGAAAAAGCAGUGAACUUGACUGAAACAUUGAUGUCUUUCACAAAUUCCCUAAUAUGCAGGAUAGCUUUUGGGAGAAAGUACGGCUAUGAUUAUGAGGAAGAAUUGGAAAUAGGAAAUGACCAAAAGAAGAGUAGAUUGCAGGUACUUCUCAAUGAGGCUCAAGCUUUGUUGACAGAAUUUUACUUUUCUGAUCACUUUCCAUUGAUGGGGUGGGUUGAUAGACUUAGAGGAACUCUGAGGAGGCUAGACAAAACCUUCAAGGAGUUAGAUUUGAUCUAUGAACGAGUCAUCCAUGACCACAUGAAUCCAACAAGGCCUCAAACCAAUGACCAAGAAGUUCCAUAUAUCAUUGAUAUUCUUGUGCAGAUGAUGAAUCACCACUCAUUCUCUUUUGAUCUUACUCCCGACCAUAUAAAAGCUAUUCUUAUGAACAUCUUUAUAGCAGGAACAGACACUAGCUCAGCCAUAGUAGUUUGGGCCAUGACAGCACUAUUGAAGAAUGCUAGAGUGAUGAGUAAGGUUCAGAGGGAAAUCAGAGACUUGUUUGGUGACAAAGAUUUUAUAAGUGAAGAUGAUAUUGAAAGGCUUCCUUAUCUUAAAGCAAUUGUCAAGGAGACUUUGAGGUUGUUCCCACCAUCACCAUUACUUUUGCCAAGGGAAACAAUGGAAAGGUGCAACAUAGAUGGGUAUGAGAUUCCAGCAAGAACUCUAGUGCAUGUAAAUGCUUGGGCAAUAGCAAGGGACCCUGAGAGUUGGGAAGACCCUGAAGAAUUUUAUCCUGAAAGGUUCAUUGGGAGUUCAAUAGACUUCAAGGGGAGAGAUUUUGAGUUGAUUCCAUUCGGAGCAGGAAGGAGAAUGUGUCCUGCAAUGAGCAUGGGAAUGAUCAUAGUUGAGCUUUCACUAGCUAAUCUUCUUCAUUCAUUUGAUUGGGAGCUGCCACCUAAAUUUGACAAGGAAGAGAUGUUGGACACGCAAGCAAAACCCGGAAUAACAAUGCACAAAAAAAUUGAUCUUUAUCUUAUUGCUAAGAGACAAACUAGUCCACGCAAGAUUUUUUUGUAGUGGUAUAUUAAAUAUUCGGUUAAAUAUGUUUUCGGUCCACAACAAUAACGAAUUAUUAGUAUUGGUCAUUGAAUUAAA